AUGGGAAACUGGAGUGGGACCCAUGUAGAGAAAUUCAUUCUGGUGGGCUUUCCUACAUCGCAACCCCUUCAGCUGUUUCUCUUUGUCCUUUUUCUGACCUUCUACCUGAUUACUGUUCUGGAGAAUGCUCUGAUUGUAUCUACUAUAUGGCUCACACCUGCCCUCCACCGUCCAAUGUAUUUUUUCUUGGGGCAUCUGUCCUUCUUGGAGAUGUGGUACAUCAAUGUUACUGUACCUCGCCUAUUAGGAGCCUUCCUUAACCAGCAUCUUUGGAUUUCCUUUGUGGGCUGUAUGACCCAGCUCUACUUUUUCAUCGGGCUGGCCUGCACUGAAUGUGUCCUUUUAGCUGUCAUGGCUUAUGAUCGAUACCUGGCCAUCUGUGAGCCCCUUCGCUACUCCAGCCUCAUGCCUUCAACUCUAGCUACCCGCCUCGCAGCAGCUUCCUGGGGCAGUGGCUUUUUUAGCUCCAUGAUGAAGCUCUUAUUCAUUGCUCGGCUGUCCUAUUGUGGACCCAAUGUCAUCAACCACUUCUUCUGUGACAUCUCUCCUCUUCUCAACCUCACUUGUACAGACAAGGAACAAGCUGAGAUGGUAGAUUUCCUCCUGGCCUUGAUAAUGAUCUUGCUCCCUCUGCUGGCAGUUGCAUCCUCUUAUGUUGUCAUCAUUAUGACCAUCCUUAAGAUCCCUACUGCUCAGGGAAGAAAGAAGGCAUUUUCAACCUGCGCUUCACACUUGGCAGUAGUUAUUAUUUUCUACUCCUCCACCCUCUUCACAUAUGCUCGACCUCGGGCUAUGUAUGCCUUUAACUACAAUAAAGUUAUAUCUGUUUUAUAUACUGUUAUUGUGCCUCUCCUCAAUCCUGCCAUCUACUGCCUGAGGAACAAGGAAAUAAAAGAUGCUUUAAAGAAAACAGUACUGGGACGAUGUCACCAUCUUGGGGAUUCUCGAGAUUGA
This is a messenger RNA of Antechinus flavipes (yellow-footed antechinus), 954 nucleotides long. Its product is annotated as olfactory receptor 6P1. Gene Ontology annotation, cellular component: membrane. Gene Ontology annotation, biological process: G protein-coupled receptor signaling pathway. Lineage: Eukaryota; Metazoa; Chordata; Mammalia; Dasyuromorphia; Dasyuridae. Gene Ontology annotation, molecular function: olfactory receptor activity; G protein-coupled receptor activity. The record is from RefSeq and is a predicted model, not a curated record. Bases 1 to 954 code for a protein of 317 amino acids. The transcript has a single exon.